GUCCGCUUGGCUUCGGCUUCGGCGUCGGCGUCGCUCCCGCGCUGGGGCAGUAGGCCGGCUUCUCUCCGCUGGCCGCGGUUAGGUGUUGGUGGCGAAGGGCCGCCAGCCGCGCGGCGUCGGCCCUGGCGUCGGGGUCGUUGUGUCGUCACAACGACUCCGGUAGUCGUCUCCGCGACAGCAGGUGCGGCCGCUUUAGCCCCAGGCGGGCUCCGCGGCUGCCUGGCGAGUCUGUGCACGCGCCCAGCCCUUUCCUUCCUGGACCCAGCGCCAAGCAGCGACGCUGAGCCGACCGCCGGAGCGGCGGGCAAUGGCGGCCUCGACGGCCUCGCAUCGGCCCAUCAAGGGGAUCCUGAAGAACAAGAGUUCUACGACUUCCUCUGUGGUGGCCUCGGCCGAACAGCCCGGCCGGAGUGUCGACGAAGAGCUGAGUAAAAAAUCCCAGAAGUGGGAUGAAAUGAACAUCCUGGCGACAUAUCAUCCAGCAGACAAAGACUAUGGUUUAAUGAAAAUAGAUGAACCUAGCACUCCUUACCAUAGUAUGGUAGGUGAUGAUGAAGAUGCAUUGAGUGAUUCAGAAACCACUGAAGCCUUGACCCCAGAUAUCUUAGCUAAGAAAUUAGCUGCUGCUGAAGGCUCAGAGCCAAAGUAUCGGGUUCAUGAACAAGAAAGCAGUGAAGAUGAGGAUAGUGACCUCUCACCUGAAGAACAAGGUAAAAAAAAGCGACAAUUUGAAAUGAAAAGAAAGCUUCACUACAAUGAAGGACUGAAUAUUAAAUUAGCUAGACAAUUAAUUUCAAAAGACCUGCAUGAUGAUGAGGAAGAUGAAGAAAUGUCAGAGACAGCAGCUGAAGAAUGCAUGAACGUGGAACAAUCAAAUCAAGGAUCUACUACAAGUGACCAACUGCAAAACAAAUCACAGAGUUCAUAGAAAAGACUUGUUCAACACUGUAAUUGUCAGAUAUAAACCCUGUUACUAUAAUACACUGCUUCUUGUUCUCAACAAUUCAUGACUUAAGUACCAAAAUGCAUACCAAUUAUUAUAUAUUGCCAAGAAUUAAAUAGAGACUAAUUAGACUGAAAUGCCUACUUGAUACAUAUAUUCUUGUGCCUAGUACUUCACCACAAAUACAGCAUAAUGUCAUCAGUCCAAAACUGAGGUUUUAUAAGAACACUGGUUAAUUUGUAUAAGAUAUUAUAUAGCUUUUUAUGCUUUAGAAGUUAAAUAAUAUCUCUUGGGGGGGUUCUAAUUUAUUCACUUCUAGAUGUGAUAGCUCUUAUAAAAAGGUUUUUUUUGUUUUUUGUUUUGUUUUGUUUUUUUUUAACUCAAAUCCAGUUGGAGCAACCAACCAAUUAUAUAGGCUGAUAAAAUACUGAGUCUAAGAAGUAUUUUAACAUGUGUCUUCAACUUGAUUUGUCUGUUUAAUUGAAAAGGAUUAUAAGAGUAAUUGUUGCAUUUUCUGGCCUACUAUCUUUAAAAUUACCCUUGAGUUUCUUUAUGUUUACAAGGACAGGAUUGAAUUUUUUCUCAUCAAAACUAGCUUUUUUCACAAAUAAAUUAUCAGGUUAAACUUGCACUAACAUCUGCUCUGUUUUUUGUACACUUGAUGGGCAGACUUUCAGAUCAGUUUUUUAAAUAAAUGUAAUUCUAAUAUGGU
Molecule: messenger RNA, 1655 nt
Organism: Puma concolor (puma)
Lineage: Eukaryota; Metazoa; Chordata; Mammalia; Carnivora; Felidae
Source: RefSeq, a predicted model, not a curated record